Molecule: messenger RNA, 2475 nt
Organism: Penicillium olsonii
Lineage: Eukaryota; Fungi; Ascomycota; Eurotiomycetes; Eurotiales; Aspergillaceae
Source: the annotation of a GenBank genome assembly
AUGCCUUCGAGGCUAUCUCCAGAUCUCGAGACCGCUGGUAUGCUUGAGCACACUGGUGAUAAUGAUCCAUAUUUGACUCAGAUUCCUCUCGACACGAUUUCCCCCGGCGCCUCUGCGAGUCCAUCGCAUUCGAGUGAAAGCUCAACCAUCGUGCGCCCCAGCACCUCGAGUUCCUCGAAUACGGCCAAAGGUGAAAAUCUCAUGCGAGAUACUUUGCCACGGUUCGCCGCUAUUGGUUUCCUUCGACAGUGGUUUCCUGAGGUUGACCCAGAGGACCCAAGGACAAAAGGCCUCGGGCGAAAACUCUCCAACCGCGAUGUGGCCCUUAUCAUCCACCAAUCAAUCGCAGGAGUAGUCUUCAUAUUCAAUAUCAUUGUAACUACGCUUGCUAUUCGCGCACGUGGGCCCGCAAGCGGGGCGGGAGGCAUUGUCGACGUUCCUGAGGUUACCAAUUGCGAUCAGGUCCGAUCAUACAAUAUGGGGCUUCACUUGGUCAUCAACUUUCUCUCGACCAUUCUCCUUGGAUCCAGUAACUACUGCGCUCAGCUUUUAGUUGCGCCAACGCGGAAAGACAUCGAGCAAGCACACGCAAAGCGGAGGACGCUUGACAUUGGCAUCCAGAGUUUCCGAAAUCUGCGGGCUGUUGAUACUCCAAGAAGGCUCCUCUGGGUGCUGUUAAUGAUAAGUUCUGGACUUCUUCACUUGAUCUGGAACACGGUUGUAUUUGCAGCCUCCCCCAAAGUCUCGUAUAACGUUGGAGUUGUAACGAGUGAUUAUCUCAAAGAUACUACACCUUGGAACUACCCUAUGGCGGGCUUUGACGCGAUGCGUCAAAAUGUGACUGGGUUGACACCCAUUUCUCGAGCGGAAUGCAUCGAGAGGUACACCAAUAGUGACAACGGACUAAGCGAUGUGCUUUUGGUCGCUCGGAACAUUAGCAAACAUGACCAAUUGUCAUUUGCUAUUGAUAAUUCAUCCUCUUUGCUUUCCAACUUUUCGGCAUUCGACGCUGCUACCAAUGGAGGCGGCUCCAAGGGCAUACGCUGGUCGCAGGCGAAUUCAUGGGUGUGCUCUGCCUGGACGCCUCUUGGCUAUUACGCAUCACCACCAGACAGUGAAAGAACCACCAUCUGCUCUGAUUUAGCUAUGAAGGCAUACGUGGACUCUUGGACUUUUACCAGAUGGGAGGAAACUCCGGCAGCCCCCUCUGGGGUGCAGCUAUGGGUGGGUGUAGACCACUGCAUCCCUGCUAGUGACCUCCAUCCCAUGGACGAUAUUUGUGCGCUUCGGGUGAGCGGCACUUUAUUGGUGAUUGUGUGUGGAUUGAAUCUCAUCAAGGUCAUUUGCAUUUUUUUCACUGCUCGUCUCCAUUCAAGUCAUUUCUCCAAUGAGCACAAGAGGGACGCAAAAGCUAGAACAGCCUAUCUCGUCACUGUGGGCGACGCCAUUGCAAGCUUCCUAGAGCAGGAAGAUGAUUACACCAAAGAACUCUCGCUGGCUGAUCAAAGCGAUUUCCGCAGAGGGAAAUGGCCAGACAAAAUGCAAGAACGCGCAGAAUUUCAACCCAGUGCUAAACUGAGGAUCCGGCGGUGGUUCUCCUGCGUUAGCAUUUUGCAAUGGAUAUCGACUCUUUUGUUAUGCGCUGGGUUUAUGAUAUUUGUAUCUGUUGAACUUGGCCAAAGCCCCAACGCAAGAAAGAGUGGGGGACUCGCAAUAGACCUGUUAUCUCUCUGGUCAUACGGGAUUGGAACUGCUCAUGCAUGGAGUGUAUCCUUGACGGGUGCCUUAUCUCAUAUGAGCCAGGAAGAUGGGUUUUUUUUCGCCACUGUGUAUGUGAACGUCUUUCAAAUCAUCGUGAGCGGUUUGUAUCUCCUAUGCAACAACAUCAUAACUGUCAUGUUGAUGGCAUCUGAGUGGAACUCCUACCGUUCUAAAAGGCGCCCCCUCCGCGUGUCUUGUCCGCGUGGAUAUCAAAGAUCUACCUAUUUCUUGUCUCUACCAUAUCGAUACUCACUGCCUUUGAUGGCCGCAUCCAGUGCACUUCACUGGCUGGUCUCACAGAGUAUCUUUGUCAUCCAGACCAUUGCAUAUCAGACACCAGAAUUUGACCGUGCCCCGGACCUAGACGGAUCUCUUGUGGGGACGUCACCUAUUGCCAUGCUCCUGGCAGUUGUGGUUGGCGGUGCCAUGAUUUUCACAAUGCUUGGCUUUUCGGUUUUCUCGAAGUAUAAACCGUCUCCAAUCAUUGGUAAUGGCAAGUCUCCUUCAUACCCUGCACCACUGGUCGGUACAUGUAGCGCUGCUAUAAGUGCUGCGUGUCAUGCCCACCCAGAAGAUCGAGAUCCGACUUUACUCCCCAUUCGAUGGGGAUACGUCAAAGAUGAUCCGGAACAUCCAAUUGGGCGAUUUCGAUUCAGCACAGCAAGGGACAUUGUGUAUCCCACCUACAUUAGUACCGAAAAACUAUCUUUUUGA